This is a messenger RNA of Drosophila persimilis, 1870 nucleotides long. It is a transcript of the gene Or74a, whose product is annotated as odorant receptor 74a. Gene Ontology annotation, biological process: sensory perception of smell; detection of chemical stimulus involved in sensory perception of smell. The transcript is spliced from 4 exons. The record is from RefSeq and is a predicted model, not a curated record. Bases 103 to 1317 code for a protein of 404 amino acids. Gene Ontology annotation, molecular function: olfactory receptor activity; odorant binding. Lineage: Eukaryota; Metazoa; Arthropoda; Insecta; Diptera; Drosophilidae. Gene Ontology annotation, cellular component: plasma membrane.
UCAGGCUGGCGCUGGCGGAAAUCGGAAUUAGAAUAUAAAUGGGCUCCCAUCCAAUCCGAGUGGCUGUAGUCAAUCAUCACAGUAGAGAGGUCCGGUCCGGAUAUGUCAGGCACUCGCUAUCGUCCCCGUUUGGCGGAUGGGGAGCUCGCUCCACUGCCAUGGCCUGUGGCCCUGUAUCGGAAGCUCAAUCAUAUCUCGUGGCCCCUGGAGGUGGGCGUGGCUGGCUGGACAAAGCAUUUGGAGAGUUUCGUGCUCAUCGUUGGAUUUCUGAUCUUUUGCGAGCAUAACGAAGUGGACUUUCAUUACCUGAUUGUGAAUCGGAACGAUAUCGACAACUUUCUGACGGGCAUGCCCACCUAUCUGAUUCUGGUGGAGAUGCAGAUACGCUGCUUUCAACUGGCCUGGCACAAAAAUCGCUUCAGGAGUCUGCUGCAGCGUUUCUACAAGGAUAUCUACGUCCAGAAAGACUCGGAGCCGCAACUUUUUGCCCACAUCCAAUCUCAGAUGCUGGCAACGAGACUUAACUCGAUUGUCUACCUGCUGGCCCUAUUCAACUUUCUGCUGGUUCCCUUUCAGAAUAUCAUUUACCAUCGCCGCGAGAUGCUCUACAAGCAGGUCUAUCCAUUUGACAACACCCAGCUCCGUUACCUUAUCCCCUUGAUCGGGCUCAACUUCUGGGUGGGCGUCAUCGUCACCAGCAUGCUCUUUGGAGAACUUAACGUCCUCGGCGAGAUGAUGAUGCACCUGAAUGCCCGCUACGUUCAGCUGGGGCAGGAUCUGCGGCGUAGUGCCCAGCGGUUGUUGGGGGAGGCCAACCAACUGGAGAUGGCUGCCAGUUAUCGCAGGGAAUUGACCCGCAUACUACGUCGGAAUGGUGCCCUUCAUGAAUUUGGCGAACAGAUCGAACAGGAGUUCAGCUUCCGCAUCUUUGUGAUGUUCGCCUUCAGUGCAGGCCUCCUGUGUGCCCUGUGCUUUAAGGCCUACACGAAUCCACUAGGUAAUGUGGUCUACAUUGUGUGGUUCUUGGCCAAGUUCAUGGAACUGCUAUCCCUUGGCACGCUUGGCUCUAUACUCUACAAGACGACGGAUGAUCUGGCCCUGAUGUACUACACGGCGAACUGGGAGCAGGUGGUCCAUCAAUCGAACAAUCGUCAGGAGAAUCUCAGGCUCAUGAAGCUGGUCACCCUGGCCAUCCAACUGAACUCGAGACCGUUCUUCAUAACUGGUCUAAAGUACUUUCGUGUUAGUCUGGCCGCAGUACUCAAGAUCAUUCAAGGUGCUUUCUCCUACUUUACCUUUCUGAAUUCGAUGCGCUGAGAAUUCCGUAUGGCGCCACAUCUCAGUUGCCCAUCACUCCUAUUUCCCCUUUAGCUUUACUAGAUACCCGCUAACAAUGAAACCGAACCCCACCCAUUUAUGUUUGGGGGUUGGGGUUUAUUCGUAUUCAAAGAUAUUAGCACGUGCAUGACUGUGAUUUAUGGAGCUCGGAAUACAACUGCAGCGUGAUGCACAGUUAGUGCAUUAUCAAUCCACCGCUCUGCUCUCGACUCCACUUAUAAGGAGCACAUUUAAAGCAAAUGAAAUUUGCUGCUGCGUUGACAGCUGCAAUCCAAAGACGUUACCCGGCACAUCGAUAUCCUUAUAGCCAUAACUGUCAGCCAUGACUGAGUGGCAGCGAUUGGCAGGGCUUUCGAGCAGGAGCAUGAGCAGGAGCAACCUAUCAUGGCACUACGAGUAUAUAGAAGGGAAUACAUGCUCAUCCACAUCCACAUCGCACAUUGCAAAAUAUUCACCCUAUAUUUUUCUACAUACAUAAAUAUCGAUAUGUGGGAAACAUAAAUCGGGUAAAAAUGUCGUUACAAAUAUUUUA